Asterias rubens (European starfish) is the source of this 530-nucleotide messenger RNA. RefSeq names its product small VCP/p97-interacting protein-like. Gene Ontology annotation, biological process: negative regulation of VCP-NPL4-UFD1 AAA ATPase complex assembly; positive regulation of autophagy; negative regulation of retrograde protein transport, ER to cytosol. The coding region runs from base 198 to 443 and encodes 81 amino acids. NCBI's taxonomy places the organism in Eukaryota, Metazoa, Echinodermata, Asteroidea, Forcipulatida, Asteriidae. The record is from RefSeq and is a predicted model, not a curated record. The transcript has 5 exons. Gene Ontology annotation, cellular component: endoplasmic reticulum membrane.
ACAAAACAAGAGAAACAAACUUCAAUCAAGCUUCACAAUCACAGCCUCACAGUCACACCGAUCAAUUUGUGUGUCGUUUUUCUUCCAAAAAUAUGAAAAUCAUCGAUAUAUAAGAAUUGGCACUAGUUUUUGCGUUAAUCUGUGUACUGUUGCCAUCUUGAAUCGCAUUUUUGAGAUUUGACAGUGUAUGAUUAAUUAUGGGUGCAUGCAUGCCUUGCCUAUUUGGGAGUGCAGACGACUAUGAAGAAACAGACCCUGAAGAAAGGCGCCAACAGCAGGCAGAAGCAGCUGAAAAACGCAUCAAACAGGAGGAAUCACGAGGUAUUAAAGACCCUGAGGGUUUGAAGAGACGACAGCAACAAAAAGAUGAAGCUGAUAAACAGGCUGAAGCAUUACAGCAACAAGGAGCAGGAGAAAACCAACUAGCGUGGCAAGUUGGCUGAGAAAAACAAUGCAGAUGCAAUCUUCAAUUCCAGCAUUCAUUUAAUGUAAAUAAUCUAUGUGAUAGUAAGUUUACAAGAUAUAUAUAU